GCUUGGCGCAGCCAAGGCCCCGCGCGAGCAGCGGGAGGAGGAGCUGCGGCUGUGGCCACCGGGGUAGGUCCACGGCACCGCGGGAAGCUGCUAUCGGCCGGGGCUGUUGCUGGUCCCGCGUGGAAGAGGCACGGGCGACCCCAGAGUCAUGGAGCCUAGCGAUGCGCUGCGCCGCGGUCCGGGGAGAGCUGUUCGGGUGCUGUCGCCUAGGCUGCUGCUGCUGCCACUGUUGCCAGUGCUGCUGGGUCGGGGGCUGCGGGCUGGGGCCGCGGCCUCCUCUUCUGGGGCGGCGGCUGAGGACAGCAGCGCCAUGGAGGAGCUUGCCACCGAGAAGGAGGCAGAGGAGAGCCACCGACAGGACAGUGUGAGCCUGCUCACCUUCAUCCUGCUACUCACCCUCACUAUCCUCACCAUCUGGCUCUUCAAGCACCGCCGGGUGCGCUUCCUUCACGAGACUGGGCUGGCCAUGAUCUAUGGGCUCAUUGUCGGAGUGAUCCUGAGGUAUGGCACCCCUGCUACUAGUGGUCAUGACAAGUCACUCAGCUGUACUCAGGAAGAUAGAGCCUUUAGCACCUUAUUGGUGAAUGUUAGUGGGAAGUUCUUUGAAUACACGCUGAAAGGAGAAAUCAGCCCUGGCAAGAUCAACAGUGUGGAGCAGAAUGACAUGCUGCGCAAGGUCACAUUUGAUCCAGAGGUGUUUUUCAACAUUCUGCUGCCUCCGAUUAUUUUCCAUGCUGGAUACAGUUUAAAGAAGAGACACUUUUUCAGAAAUCUUGGAUCAAUUCUGGCCUAUGCUUUCUUGGGAACUGCUGUUUCCUGCUUCAUUAUUGGAAAUCUUAUGUAUGGGGUGGUGAAACUCAUGAAGAUUGUGGGCCAGCUGUCUGAUAAAUUUUACUACACGGAUUGCCUCUUUUUUGGAGCAAUUAUCUCUGCCACUGACCCAGUGACGGUACUUGCAAUCUUUAAUGAACUGCACGCAGAUGUGGACCUUUAUGCUCUUCUGUUUGGAGAGAGUGUCUUGAACGAUGCUGUUGCCAUUGUACUAUCCUCGUCUAUUGUUGCCUAUCAACCAGCAGGACUAAACACUCAUGCUUUUGAUGCUGCUGCCUUUUUUAAGUCAGUUGGCAUUUUUCUAGGUAUAUUUAGUGGCUCUUUUACCAUGGGAGCUGUAACUGGUGUUGUGACGGCUCUAGUGACCAAGUUUACUAAGCUGCACUGCUUCCCCCUGCUGGAGACAGCGCUUUUUUUCUUGAUGUCCUGGAGCACGUUUCUCUUGGCUGAAGCAUGUGGGUUUACAGGUGUUGUGGCUGUCCUUUUCUGUGGGAUUACACAAGCUCAUUACACAUAUAACAAUCUGUCAGUAGAAUCAAGAAGUCGAAGCAAGCAGCUUUUUGAGGUGUUACACUUCCUGGCAGAAAACUUCAUCUUCUCCUACAUGGGCCUGGCACUGUUCACCUUCCAGAAGCACGUUUUCAGCCCCAUUUUCAUCAUUGGCGCUUUUGUUGCCAUCUUUCUGGGAAGAGCUGCACAUAUCUACCCACUCUCCUUCUUCCUCAACUUGGGCAGAAGGCAUAAGAUUGGCUGGAAUUUUCAACACAUGAUGAUGUUUUCAGGCCUGAGGGGAGCGAUGGCGUUUGCACUGGCUAUCCGUGACACUGCAUCUUAUGCCCGCCAGAUGAUGUUCACAACCACUCUGCUCAUUGUCUUCUUCACUGUCUGGGUCAUCGGUGGAGGCACGACGCCCAUGUUGUCCUGGCUCAAUAUAAGAGUUGGUGUUGACCCAGAUCAAGACCCGCCACCUAACAACGACAGCUUUCAAGUCUUACAAGGGGAUGGCCUGGAUUCUGUCGGAGGAAGCCGGACAAAGCAGGAGAGUGCGUGGAUAUUCAGGCUGUGGUACAGCUUUGAUCAUAAUUACCUGAAGCCCAUUCUCACUCAUAGUGGUCCCCCGCUAACCACCACUCUCCCAGCCUGGUGUGGCUUGCUGGCUCGGUGUCUGACCAGUCCCCAAGUCUAUGAUAACCAAGAGCCACUGAGAGAAGAUGACUCUGAUUUCAUCUUGACAGAAGGUGACCUCACCUUGACCUACGGAGAUAGCACUGUGACUGCGAAUGGUUCGUCAAGCUCCUACACAGCUUCCACAAGUCUCGAGGGUGGCCGGAGAACAAAGAGCAGUUCUGAGGAAGUGCUUGAGCGAGACCUGGGAACAGGAGACCAGAAGGUUUCCAACCGGGGAACCCCCCUUGUGUUUCCACUGCAGGAAAAUGCAUGACUUCCUUCUUAAAUCCUGAAGGAUCGGGGAGGCUCUCAUG
Acomys russatus (golden spiny mouse) is the source of this 2312-nucleotide messenger RNA. RefSeq names its product solute carrier family 9 member A7 (gene Slc9a7). Gene Ontology annotation, biological process: sodium ion transport; regulation of pH; proton transmembrane transport. The transcript has 16 exons. Gene Ontology annotation, cellular component: recycling endosome; membrane. The record is from RefSeq and is a predicted model, not a curated record. Gene Ontology annotation, molecular function: sodium:proton antiporter activity. NCBI's taxonomy places the organism in Eukaryota, Metazoa, Chordata, Mammalia, Rodentia, Muridae. The coding region runs from base 149 to 2272 and encodes 707 amino acids.